Messenger RNA from [Torrubiella] hemipterigena, 2545 nucleotides. Lineage: Eukaryota; Fungi; Ascomycota; Sordariomycetes; Hypocreales; Clavicipitaceae. The record is from the annotation of a GenBank genome assembly.
AUUAUUUUUUAUUUUCUACCGUUGCACUUUCGUUUCUUCCACUCGUAAAUCUAGACGUUUCGGCGCGCGCCCUGUAGCUUAAGCGCCCACCAACGUCAUCAGCGUAGCGGGCCGAGCUGCCCACGUUGGAGCUAACUUAGCCUUAGCCAACAUUUAGCGCUACGAGAAACCUUCAUUCACUAAGACAUCACGGCUACAACACUGCGCGAGAGGCUUGCACUGCACAUCCAACGCACAGCCUCAUGAGACGGUUCGCCAGCACAAUGGCGACCAAAACCUCUAGAAAGUUUGCUCCUCUACGAGCAGGCGCAAAUUCAGACGCACCCAAGCUCCGAGGCAUCGUCUUCGACAUGGACGGCACACUCUGCCUGCCGCAAAAUUACAUGUUCCCACUCAUGCGAGAUGCACUUGGGAUUUCGAAAUCGGUAGAUAUUCUCGACCACAUCAAGUCCUUGCCUACGGCAGAGCAGGAAGCCGCCCAUGAAAAGAUCCAGAACAUCGAGCGUGAAGCUAUGGUAAAGCAAGCUCCUCAGCCUGGCUUGGAUGCUCUGAUGAGCUAUCUUGAUUCAAAGGCCGUUCCAAAGGCUAUUUGUACCCGCAACUUCCCACUCCCUGUCGAGCACCUGGUCGGUAAAUUUCUGACCAACCAUAAACCGUUCGCGCCGGUGGUUACUCGAGAAUUUGAACCGCCUAAACCGCACCCUGCCGGUAUUUUGCACAUUGCCAAGGCAUGGGGACUCUUGUCCGAGGAUUGUCAAGGGGAUGCAACUGGGCUUAUCAUGGUUGGGGAUUCUAUCGAUGAUAUGGCGGCUGGUAGAGCUGCCGGUGCUGCGACGGUAUUACUCACCAAUGCUGCGAACGCCCAUCUCAAGGAACACGAUUGCACUGAUUUAGCCAUCACUCAACUAGAUGAGCUUGUAGAUAUCUUAGAGCGUGGCUUCGUUGCCAGCAUAGAGUAAACAUUCGCCAUCAUUACUACAGUAUAACUAACAUUGGAUAUUCGUUAAACUUCAAAUAUAUUGAACAUUAUCAAAUGCAUCAUGUGCGCUAAAAGAAAUCCUCAAUGAAAGUUCCUACCAUCCUCUUCGCUGAACAAAAAUAUACAUCCGGCGAUACUUCUGAUUCAAUGUUCCAUAUCGUCAAUUUCUCAAUGGACCGACUGAGAAGCUUCUCUCAGCCCAACAGUAACAAAAAAAAGGAAAAGAAAAGAAGCGCUAAAGAUCGGCGUAGUUGCUUACAAUUCGACAGACGUAUUUGUUUGUUUAUUUGUUUUUAAAAGGUUGAGAUAGUGAGCUUCCGCUGCGCCCUCAGUACCUGCUGCUAGGACUAGGGUUGGCAGGAAUGCCGUAUUGCAUGUGUCUGACUGCAGGCCGCUCAGUCCGAUCAGAUCUUUCCGAUCUCUCGGAUCUAUUGGAUCUAUCAGCUUGUCUUGGUCGUUCUGCUCGCUCCGUCCUUUCGCUUCUAGAACUUCUGUCGCUGCGCAUAUCAUCAGAGACAGGGUAGGCAGGAGGUGUAGGUAGAGGUCCGCCAGGAGGACCUGAUCGAACAGGUAGACUAAAUGUAGCCGCAGUGGCUGUAGACGGCCCUGACGAGGAAUCGCUGUAGCUUGGCGACGGUUGUGGGCUAACAAUUUGCCGUGCGGAUGGGGGUGGAUGGGCCGCCACAGGUGUCUUCACGGAACUUGUAUCAGCCACAGCCGCCGGUCUUGGAGCGGGUCGGCGUGUAGACAUCUUAGUCAGGAGUCUUUGGAUUUCCGCUCUUGGUUGCCUUCUCGCUAUAAUCUGAGCAGGGCCCAUCCUGUUGCGUUCAGCUUGCUCAGCUUCAUACAGUUCUCUCAAUGAUGGAGCACCAGAGUGCAGCAGGUGCGAUUUGCGGUUAUCCCGAUUCAUCAUACUGAUGGCCCAGGCUGCAACAUCCACAGGUGUUCGCUUCGCAGCUUGGAUAAAGGAAUCGCGUUCCUAUUUUAAUAUUAGCAUAUAGACACUGAGGUCAGCUUCGACAGAGGAAACAUACCAAGAGAGCUUGAGGUGUUGGUCGAUGUUCAGGCUGUUUGGCCAUACAUAGCGAAAUCAUGUUAGUCAAAAUGCUUGGGAAAGCAUCUGAUUCUGGCAGCGUUGGGGGAGGUUCAUGAACAAUCCGUUGAAGCAAGUCCAAUAUACCGAGGGGUCGUGGUCCCUUUCCGUCUUCCUCCUCUUCCUCAUCUUCUGGCUCUCCAGGCUCUCCAGGCUCUCCAGGCUCGUUGGCCUCGUUAGCCUUUGCAGCAGGGACGAAUGGGAAAGAUCCAAUGGCAAGUUCCAUGAUGGUGAGACCAAAACUCCACACGUCCGACUUGACAGUGUAUUUGUCACCUUGGAUUCUUUCAGGCGCCAUGUAUGUGGAGGUGCCUACAAAGGUAUCGGCGAUGGAGUUGAUGAGUUCUCCAGACACGCCAAAGUCGCAGAGUCUAAUAUCUCCCUUCGAGUUGAUUAGAAUGUUUGAGGGCUUGAUAUCACGGUGCAUAAUGUGAUGGUUUUGGUAUAGGUAUGUCAGUCCGCCAAGUGUGGCA